Molecule: messenger RNA, 1659 nt
Organism: Didymella exigua CBS 183.55
Lineage: Eukaryota; Fungi; Ascomycota; Dothideomycetes; Pleosporales; Didymellaceae
Exons: 8
Coding region: 1-1659 (552 amino acids)
Source: RefSeq, a predicted model, not a curated record
AUGGGGUGCAAGAGCGCACCAAGACCACUUGUUGUACUUCUGGAGAAAGAAACAGAAGUUCUCGACGAAUUUUACGUCGACUUUGAAAGUUCGAUUCCGUCCUGGGAUAUCUCUGUGGUGCGGAAGUUCUUCAACAGUCAUGAAACGGUCGACGCAGGAUUCCCCCAUCUGGGCAGAGCGAGGCUGGAUGGACGUUGCCAUGAUACCGGAUUGGCGCGCGAUUAUCCCAACUGGCUCACACCUGCUGAGCUGCAACAUCAUUUAGGGACGAAGUGCUUUGACUGUGCAGAACAAUCGGAUGUUGACCGCCAACUUGUCUACAUUUACCGGUUAUGUCCACAAUACAUCCUGGCGCUCAUACGGACGGCAUAUCGUCAUCAACUAGCGGCUCUACGUGACACCAUAUGGCAACAUAUUGCUUGCGAGGCUUCGAUGCGUGUGAAAAUUCCAGUUGAUGGCUUCAAAACAUAUCUUCUGGAAUUCCACAUGCCAUUCCUCACUCUCCGUUGCUCUGCAGAGGCCGCUACAGAUACGCACUCCCCUGAGGGUGAGCCUGAGCCCUGGUCUGAGAUCGGAAGUCUCGUCAUCAACUGCGAACAGCACAAAGGACUGUGUAAGUGCAUGGUGCGAGAAGCCAACGUCUCUGUGGCAGUCUGCGGGUGGGAUUCGAACAAGUGGGUAUGCUGGGCGUUCUCUAACACUCAUUCCGAUCCGGCUUCCUGUAACGAGGAAGAGCCAGAUGAAGAAGACAUGCAGGAAGAUUACGUUGGUACCGAUGGCAAUGGGCCAGAAGAUGGCCUAGUCAUCGACACUUCGCAACCCAUUUGGGGUGCGCGUCAAUACUGGCUACGAGUCGUAGACCUUCGUAUGCGUAUCAUACACAAAGAGUGGAAGUGGCUUGUGAUGAAUAUGGAACAGAAAGUCAAAGCCUGGACCAGGGGGCUAGGCAGCAAGCAACGCGAGAAAGCAGAGGAGCUCCUCGAAUGGACCUUGCAGUCGAUGGAGCUGCUCAACAUUCUCAGCGAAAAGCUUGGCAUGACGAUACAGGCAUUCACUCGAUUCGAAGGCGACAAACGCUACUUCCUAGACAUCAAAGAUAGUCGUGCCGUAUCGACCUUCGAUAGUCUGCAGGAAACUUUUGAAAAACUCCUAGGCUUGCAGAAAAAGAUCAUGAGGCUCGAGAGGUCGUGCGAUCAGACAGAACGAAUUGUGCAACUUCUCAUGGCCAAGGUUGGGAAUCGAAUCAGCGCAGAAACUCAGGAGCACUCUCGUGAGUCCCAUAAAGUCAACUUGGCUACGAACCGCGUCAGUCAACAGAUGGCUGUACUCAAUCGCAAAAGUACACAAGCGGCGGUCGAAUCUAGCCGCACCACUCUUGUCAACGUCCAACUAUUCCUGGUCACAACGCCCUUUGUACUGGCAUUGCAGUACUUCGGGGCGGAAAAGGACAUUUUCUCGUUUGAAAAGAACCCUCGAACCUUCAGCUACGCCAUCUGCGUCCUUUUCUGCGCGUUACCCCUUCUUACUUAUGGUCUGGGCUUCCUAAACCAGCGUUGGGAUAAAUUUUCUAGGAGGUGGUUUGGGAAGUCGAAGUCCGAAGCCGAUCAAGACCUGACGCCCGUGGACGAAGAGUUCCAAUCCCUGACUGCCGUGUGUUGA